Messenger RNA from Cryphonectria parasitica EP155, 768 nucleotides. RefSeq lists its product as uncharacterized. Gene Ontology annotation, biological process: ribosomal large subunit biogenesis. The annotation marks the transcript as partial. Lineage: Eukaryota; Fungi; Ascomycota; Sordariomycetes; Diaporthales; Cryphonectriaceae. The transcript has 3 exons. The record is from RefSeq and is a predicted model, not a curated record. Gene Ontology annotation, cellular component: preribosome, large subunit precursor.
UUCACGCCGACAGUCUGCCUCUUCUGCCGGUGCGUUUCACCCACCUACGAGACCAACCUGAUCCACAUGCAAAAGGCCCACGGCCUUUUUAUUCCGAGCUCGAUCGAUAACGGCACUCUGAGCCUGGCUGUGGAUACCGAGACGAUCGUGGGCUACAUGCAUGCAGUCAUCUUCGAGUACCACGAGUGCUUGUCUUGCGGCACACAGAGAGCCAGCGUACACGCUGUGCAACAGCAUAUGAUGGGGAGGGGGCAUUGCCGGAUUGACGUUGAGGCACAGUCUAGUGAGUGGAGGGACUUUUAUGAGAGUCCCGAAGAUGGAGACGAUGAAUUCGUGAAUGAGGAAGGGAGUUGUGAGAGCCACAGCGAUCUUCGGCUCGCAUCCGGCAAGGUACUAACCCAUCGAUCGGCGCCAGCUCCAAAGAGCCACCAUCGGAGACCUCUUUCUGAGCCGCAGCAUAACAACAAAUUCGAAGGGGAAAAUCCUUCAUCGUCAACGCCGGAACCACCGUUCCAAGCACUGAGUUGCGCCGACAGCCGCCUCCGCGCAUCUCAUAGAUCAGCUCUCACCACCGCACUCUCCAAAAUGUCUGCCCGCGACCACUCCGCGCUCUUGCAUCUCUCGCUAGCGGAAAGAAGAGCAAUGGUUAUCACACAGUUUAAGCAGCAGAAUCGGGUCAAUACAGCAGAAAGGAGAUAUUGGAGUGGGUAUGAUCGUAGGCAGGAUCGACCUGCGUUCGGUGGUAAGGAGUGGCUUCGUGGGGGAUAA